GCGACUCACUUCGUGACGAUAUUGUUUGUCAUUUAUUUUUAUUUUAUGCGUUGUGUGCGCGGACUCGUCGGACGGACCGUUUAAACAACAAUUGAUGUCUGCGAAGGCCGAUAGAGUUAUAGGAAAGGCGAAACAUGCAAAUGAACUUACAUGACAGGAUAUGAAUACGCGGGGCGAUAAAAUAACCGUCUGUGAAGUAUUGUUUACAAAAAGCCCGAUAGCAGUGGUAUGAAUCGACGGGAGCGGCGGUAAUCAUUUGACAGGACAUCGAUGGAUGAUAGGUAUUAUCCAAAGUUCAUAGGAUCUCCCGGUUGUCAACAUGGAUCGUAUACGUUCUACAAGGCUUUCAAAUAUUACAAGCACGAUAAAUGCAGGAUCUUGAUGUUGGGAGAAUUUUUCUUUGUCAAGAUAUCGUCCAACGAUGAUCCCUGUAUCGGCGAAUUGCAAUUGCUAUGGGAGGAUAGGAAUACCGAUCAGAUGUUAUCCAGUGUGAGACUUUACUUUUUGCCCGAGCAAACACCUUUGGGACGUCAGUCUCAUCACGGUGAGCACGAGGUAAUAGCCGCCAACGAAAAGGUCAUACUGCGAUUGGAGGAUUUAGUCUCAUGGAUUACGGAUGAAGUGGAUUGGAAUCACGGAUUAAGAGGAGUUUACGAAGGAUCUGUCGAUUGUUCCACUCCUGCUUGUCUCUCGCCAUUCUAUCCAGGUACAAACGGAUCCGUUAUUAAAGAUGGGACGGAUUUAGCUAAAGUAUUUAUGGAUAACAACACGGGAUUGGAUUUCGAUGACGUGCACAAAGAACGUGAGCUAAUCGGUGAUAACCAAGAUCCUGAUGCUUUGGGAAUAUGUAUUAUAACGUAUCCCAGGUAUCUACGUUAUAGUGCCAUGUUAAGGCGUUUGAACGGAGAGGUCGGAAAAUGGCUAAGCAACACGUUGAUAGUAGCGUUGGGAGGUUUUACUGUGUCCAGUCGUAAUGUGUAUAUUUUGUUUUGUAGAGACUUUUUUGAUCAUGAAGGUCUAGCACAAAACGAUGCCAACUGUGAUCAUCUAGCACCCAUUUUUAAAGGUCGGCCAAGGAAAAAGAAACCCAAAUCCCUCACCAAUUCAGAUUAUCAGUAUGCCGAAAACAAUGGGAACAAGAUUAAAACAAGUACACCAAAGAGACCCUUGGGGCAGAUGGAGGAGGGAUUUCUCCGAAAUCUUUUUGAAUUUAUGAAAAGUCGAAAUACUCCUAUUCACAGAGUCCCAAAUUUGGGCUUCAAACAAAUUGAUCUCUACCUCUUUUUCUCCCUUGUACAAAAAUUAGGAGGAUAUGAACAGAUUACUCAUAAGAAACAAUGGAAAUUAGUUUAUGAUGAAUUGGGUGGUAAUCCUGGAAGUACCAGUGCAGCUACUUGUACACGUCGUCACUAUGAAAGGCUUUUACUUCCUUACGAACGUCACCUGAAUGGAGAAGAUGACAAACCCCUUCCUCCUCCUCCACCUCCGAGAAUCCGUAACAAAAAACUGAAUUCCGAGAAAGAUAAAAAUGAACUGAAUCAGGAUGAUAUAGUCUGCUUGUAUGCAGAUAAUGAGAUUUCACAAAAUAGAAGUGACGAUAAAUUAUAUGAUAUCAGCAACGGAAAAGAUGGUGAAUUGGACAGUCACGACGAAUACAUGGACGACAGUGAAGAGAAGCAAGAAUGGCUGGAUAACAUUAAAGAGGAAAAUGUGUGUGAACUUGAUUCAAGUAACUGUUUAACAGAGAACCAAAAUCCUGCUUUUAUAAUCAAUAGGAAUGGUUGUGAAGAAAGAGAAAGAAAGUGGAAAGAAAUCAGAAAAAAGAAUGCAUUAGCAAGAAAUUGGGUUCGUCAAUUGCAUCCAAUAAAGACAGCGAAAAAAGGUACUUUAGAGAGGUAUCAACAAAUGUUAAAAGAUGCAAUGCAACAACAUCAAGAACCUCAUCCCAAAAUAAAAUCAGAACCUAAUAAUAUUGAGCAUAUUUCUAAAACAAAUGAUGAUAUUCUUAGAACUAGACAGCCAGUGUUGUCAAUUUUAUCAAGUAAUUGUCAUACUAAUUCCAACCAUUCUUCUAAAUUAAUUUCAUCCUCAUCUCAUGCUUACUAUCUUCCCACAACCGAACACAAUUCGUCAUCAGGACGAAUGAACGAAACUAAAGCAAGUGGAAAUGGUAACAUCGUGUCAGUUAAUAAUUACUCUAAUUGCUCUAAUUCAACUGCUAAAGUUUAUGUGAAUUCUAUGUUUUCCAACAUAAGUAAAUCUGAAUCCUCAUGCUCAAUUCCUUUAACCAAAGAAGUUUGUUAUUUGGGACAGUAUUCUCCUGCAAAAUAUGAUAGUGUGUCUAAUGGUGACAAGAAAAACAGAAAUAGUUUUAGUAUCAUGUCUCCGCUUAUGCAUCGAAAAAGUGUAGCUCUUCCAAGUGGGCAGUCCACGUUUGGCUAUGCAAAUGAAAAGUAUUCUACUUCUCCGGAGGAUGUCUCAAUACACAUUCCUCAUAAUAAAAAUUACGAUCCGGACUCAAAGAGCCUAGGGUACGACAAGAAUAACGAAUACUGUCAGCUUCGUCCAUCUGUCAUUUGUCAUACUGAACCAGCCAGAACAGUAGAUAGGAAAAUUAUGCCUACAUUAAUAAAAGAUAAGCAUAAUUCGUCUACGUCACCUGUGUUUUCGUCGCUGUCAUCAGUAGCACAUUAUAAAGGUAAUACGACAAAUUCAGAAGAGUCAAAUAAAUUAAUUCUUCCUCUUAAUAAAAAACUAUCUGAGAGUAUUGGUAUUAAAUCUGUGCCCAGCACUACGGUAAACAAAGUUAAAAUGUACGAUAAACUGCAAGAUAAAUGCAAGAUAACAGAAAUAACAAAACUAAAUCAUUCACUCGAAGUAAGCAUUCUGAAAAAUUGUCAGGAUGAUAAUGCAAAUAAGCAUUCUAAAAUAUAUAAACUAUCUAGGAUAAAAAUGGAGGAAGAUAAUCUGCAAACUGAUAAAGAAUUAAAAAGUAUUCUGGCAUCUCAAAAACCAAAAAUUUCUUCGUGCAUUUCUCAGCAUCCGAUAAUUAGUUCUGAUACGAAAACCUCAUUCAACAACAAUGUGCAAACUAUUAAACUGGAGGCGUAUGCAAAUUCUAUUAUUUCCAGAAACAGUAAGUAUAAAUACGAUGAACCGUAUUUCGAUCAACCGAAGCGUAUACAGUUAAAUAGUCCUCCUAGUUCCUGCAUUAAAAGUGGAUUAGGUCAAGCGCAUGUUAAUUAUAAAACAACACCUUUUACUCCAAUAGAUGACAUUAAUCCUCCAGUUGUGCUAGAUUUAAGUUUGAAGAAAAAGCCACAAUCAACUGGAUUGGAAGCUGUUGUGCCUUCACCCAGUCCUCCAAAAACUCCCGCCGAUGGGAUCUGUUUAGAUCUGUCUCUGAAAAGAAAAGUCAUAAAUACAACAGCUACAUCACCACCUAGUGGUAUAGAAAAUAUAACACCGCCUCCAGAAGAAAUAGAACCACCAUUAUAUCAUAGUAGUCCUUUUGUAGUGUCCGUCAUGAAAUCAUCUCCUCAUCUAACCAUUCCAGUUAUUAACAACAUAGGAAAUUCAAAACUUUAUAAUAGUUUAUCGCAGGACAGAAAACUACAUCCGGACGCUCUAUCAAAUAGGGCACCGAUAAUGAAUUCUGAUGGUGUGACUUCUUCGGCCAUAGAUAUUCCCAGUACUCCGAGUCCUUCUCCCUUACCAAAUAAUGUAAAAAGUACUUCAAAAAGUAUAUCUUCAUAUAAUUAUACCUAUUCAUCGCAGUCAUUGGAAUAUACUUCAUUAAGGUCAUCAUUCUGGUCACCACAAGUUACUGCCUAUUAUAUUCCUCCAGAAAGUAAACAGACUAAUUUGGACGGUUAUAAAGAUAUUGUGGAUCAAGGAAAUCUUCAAUAUCAGUAUCACGUGGGACCUCAUUUAUAUCCAGUUUUAUUUAAAGAAGGACAAACAUAUCCCAAGUAACCCAUAUGUAACAGUAGUUAAAACAAGGUAUGGGUUUUAUAAUUGAACAGUAUGUGUGUUAUAUGUGUGAAUGUCAUUUCAUGAAAAAGUUAACUUUUGUCCAUAUUUAUCAUUGUUCUACAUAUAUCAUGCCAUCGAUGAUCAGUCCAACAGUCUACUUAUUUGUCCUUCCCAUUGUAUACAACUGUAAAUAAUUUUUUUUUUUAUGAGGCUUGAAAUAUUUUCGUACAUGCAUCUGCAGAAAGAUUCUUUAGGACAACAGAUUUGACCGUCUCUGCAGAAUGAUUUUCUUAAAUGCAUAAUUUCAAAAAAUAUCACUCCUUAAAACACAAUGAUUAUAUUCACAAGUAAAUCUUUCCUUUAAUUAUUAUUUGGUUCAAUGAUGAAAAUUUGGUUUCCAUUUAGAUAGCAUGUUGCUCUUGAGAAUCUCGUUGUAGAUGCACACGAGACAUAGUUUGAAUAGUAAUUUAGAUUUGUAAAAUAUGACACGUGAAAGGAAAUGAAAAAUAAUGUGUAACUUUUAAACCUUUGAGGAGUGGCAGUUUGAAAUUUAUAUGGAAGUGUGCAUAUUGGUGUGUUGAGAAAGUCAACUUAUUCUCUUUGUAAGAGUUAUAGCGGUAGAAAAAUGACACAGUACACUAGAUGAAAACUGUUUUAAGUACAUAGAAACUCACUCCGCAAAGGAUUAAUCUAAAUUUUAUGCUAAAGACUUAAUUGAUAUUUUAAUAAUAGAAAUUAUUAUUUAAAUAACACAAAAUAUUUAUCAUUUCUUACGCAAAAACCAAAUUAUAUAGUAUAUGGAUACAGAAACAAAAAGCUUUUCAUUGAUCCAUUAGCUAUUGAUUUGGCGGGUAAUGUAGCAGUAAUAAUUUCUAUGCAAUACAUAAACUAAAUCAGAUGAUAUAUUUUUAUGGAAAGAAAACUAAUCCAUCCUUUUAAACUAGAUAGCAAUAGAUAAUUAUACUUUCCUUUAUGUCAAAAUAGGUUACUUUAUACAGAAUUAAUUUAUAUAAAAGUUUACUAUUAGAAAAUGGCAGUUAUUUGCUCGAAGAAUGAUACAAUUUGGCCAAACAAACUAUCGGAUUAUCAGACUAUAUUAAAAUUAGCUUAAUAUAGCUUGAUAAUCCGGUAAUUCGCUUGGCUUUAAUUAAAAAAUCGAGUUAUGGAUUGAAUGUUUAUAUAUGAUGCGAUCUGGAGGCAGCUGUUUAAAUUAUCCUUCUAAAAAAAUAGUAAAUUAAAGAAUACCCAUUGUAUUUUGUUCUAAUUUUUCUAGAAGAACUGUAUGGUAAAAAUUAUUUUUAAAAAGUAUGUAAGUAACUUUUGCUGAAAAAUAUUUAAUCCAUGCUUAAAAUUGUCAUUUCUCACAAAUUAUUCAGGAUAUUCACAAAUGAAUACAUACCUGAAAAGAUUGUGUAUUAUUAGAAAUAAUCCAAUAAAACAUCAAUUAUUUAAUUAUAGUUAUAGUUGUACAAUUCUUUGGAGCAAAUAUUUCUUUUGUUUCUAUCAAAAAGCAACAGAUUUUAAAAUGGCAAAGGGAAUAAAGCAAUAUAUUGGUAAUUUAAAAACUGAUCAUUGGUGCAAUUUAAAUUCUAAUGCAAAAAAAGAUUGAGUUAAAACAGAUAUUUUGUAUUAGGAAUGUAAGAGGGGGAAAAAAAUCAAAUUUCUGGUAGUUGUUUACAUGUAUUUUUGUCAGGAUCUCAAUAGAUAUAUUUUUUGAAAGAGCAACAAGUAUGGUACAGUUUUCUAUAAGUUAAUGAGUAAAGUUUUGACUUACUAAUUUCUGUUCACGAGUCUAUAGUUUAGAAAGUUAAUUUAAAUACAAUUUCUAGAGAGUUCACCGUAAAGAUUUACUAAGGAAAUUUCAGUUAACCAGAAACUGUUUAGGUGCUAUAGAUACAUUCAACUACAUCCGUCAUAAAUUAAUCAUUAGAACGUUUUCUACAUUGUAAUUUUUUAAUUAGAAUUUUAUCCGAACCAACAAUAGCAGCAAUAAAUUUAAUGUAAAUUUAAAAAAAUAAAAUAAAAUAACAGUCAUAAAAUAUAUAUAUAUAUAUUUUAUAAUUUUGAUUUUGCAUCUUUUAGAUGCUCCUAACUGCCAUUUUCAUAUUUAUUUAGUUUAGUUUUGCAUUUCACGAAAUUUCGUUUGAUUUAAAAAUGAACCUAAUUUAUACACACAUAUUUUUUUGUAGUUUUUAAUUGCUAAACUGUAGAAAUUUCGUGAAAUACAAAAAUUAAAAUAUGAUAAAAACUAUUUUUUCUAUAAGUAUGUCAAUAUUUUGUUUAUUGUUAUUUAAGGAAAUUAUAAAUUGAUAUCUACAAAGCAGAAGUGUAUUUUUAUUAUUAUUAUUAUUUUUUUUUUCCAUUGUAUAAAUUUCACAGUUGAUCUAAAUGGUAUAUAUCUAUAUAUAUAUACACAAUGUACUGUUUAUUGAUUUUUUUAAUACGAUAUUAUCAUUUUUAAUUUUAUGAAAAUUAUAAUGAACAAAAAUUUUCCAAAUGUGUAAUAGCUGGAUGUGUUUGUUUUGUCUAAAAGCGACUUGUAAAUAUUUAAUAAAAUCGAUAACUUAAUGCAUAACCACAAUUUUGUUAAACUAAAAAAAAUAACAACCAAAAAAAAAAAAGAAAGAAAACUAAAUCGUUCUGUAGGAUUUGAGGAAUAUAAGAUAGAAGACCACUUAGUAAAUACAUAUUCUAGUAUAAGAAUUAGUUGAAGAAUAAGUAUACAAAUGAAAGAAGUAUAUUAACAUAAAAUUGUAUGUUUAAGAAAAAAUCUGGGACCAUGUUUAUCCUGAAUGAGAUGAUAAUAUUCAGAGCAAAUAUCUAGAUAAUCUGGUAUGUACAGUAUGAUUCUGAGAUAUAUAUUGGGAAUACUUUGAAUUUUUUAAUUUGUGUUAAAUAUUUUUCAGAGAAGUUUUUGAUUUCAUAAUGUUAACAGAAAUUAAGCGAGGAUGUUGUAUUUGCAUUAAUAAUAAUUCAUUAAAUCACCACCUACAUCAGUGAUACACAUUUAUCCUUACUCAAAUAAGGCCACACAGUUGUCAUUUAAUGUAUUUAUCUGCCAUUACAUAAUUAAUAACAUCACAUCUCCUAUCUUACUCAAACUAUUUGCUCAUGGCUACGGUUUGUUUUAGUGUGCAAAUAUUUUAAAACAUUUUUAAUGGAAAUAAAGAAACAGAUGUAUCAUUACUAUUCUAGAUACAAUUGUCUAAUAUGAGAAUAUCUAUGUUAAUUAUAUAGCAUAUAAGUAAUUUAUAAUUAAUGUUAAACAACGAUAAAUAAUUUUAAGUUACAAGAUACGAGGGCUCUACCAAAAGCAACGCAAAAGCGGAAGCAGCUUUUUCAUUUACCAAUAUAGGUCCUUCAAAUUGGACUUAUUGGUAGUAACUCUUCCUCUACACAAAAGGUAUUUGAUGCAAAUCCAUUGAUUAUAAUGAAGACUAGUAUAUAAUUUAAUAGUAUCUUCAUAUAGGGGAAGAGGUACUUUAUCAACAUGUCCAAUUUGAAGGACCUAUGUCAAUAAAUGAAGAAGUUGUGCCCACUUUUUCAAUACCUUUGGUACGUUCCUUGUGUUUUUGAGUCAUACAAACUUUGUAAUAUCUGAUAACUGAUAUAAUUAUAGUGACUAUAAUUUUCAUCCAAUUUUUUAAUUGAAAUAGGGUGCGAAUAGAAUUAUUCAAUUACAAAAAUUCAUGAAAGUAAAUAGAUAAACAGAUUAGUAAAUCUAUAAUCAAUCAUUUGUCUUCUUGCUACGACUCAAAAUUGUUGUAAAUGUUUUAAUGGUUGUAAUAAUAAAUAUAGAAGAUCGUGCACUUGAACUUUUCCUUUACUAAUUGUUAACAGAUAAAAUAUCUAUUCCCAAAUACUGUUUUCUUAUUUCCAUUAAAAAUAUAUUUAUUAAAUGUUUUAACAUUUUUAAUAAAAAUAAGAAACUGGAUAAAUCAUUAAUAUCAGAGAUAUCAAAAACAUUUGUAUAUGGCCAUUAAUCAUAAGUAAUAAGCAGGACGAUUGCCAAAGAUAUUUUUCAUAGUCUUUAUGAAAUAACAUCUUUUCUGGACUUUAUGUAAUUAAUUUUAACACUCAUGUCUCAUACUUUAUUUUAUUUAAACUGCUUUCUAAAGAGUCAUUUUUAUCUUUAAAUAUAAGGUAUGGUGUGAUAUUGCAAAAAUAUUUUUAUUAUUAUUAUUGCUGUAUCACAUGUACGUUGUCUUGUACAGAACCAGACAAACAGAAAAAAAACAGAAUUUCGAGAAACAUUGCAUUGGCAGCUUUAAUUUACACAAUAAUAAAAUAUACAACAUUUGAAGUUUUAAAAUUUAUAAAAGUGAUCAUUUGGUUUGUUAUUUACUUCUAAAUUGAUUAAACAAUGUAUUAAUUAUUGUAAGUACAAAGUGAAAUACUCAACCGGAACUUUAUCGUUGCUACAUUCCUCUAUUAAGUCUAAGCUAGUCAUCAAUUAAGUAACUAGCCCACCUGUGUUAAUUUCUCAGGAAGAACAUUAUUUAACAAAUAUUUUUAAAAGUUAGGACGACCAGAUAAAUUAACCGGGAAUCACAAGACUAUCCUUCUAGUCAUAUUUUUUUAAUUUAAAAAUUACCAAGAAAUCAAGAUUUGUCUUUGUCUUUUGCAAUCGUAAUAUUCAUUUUAAAAACAGUAAAUAUAUUUGUACUCGUCCAAAAUGUACAGAAAAUAAUUUCAGUUUAAUCCGGUCGUCCUACUGCACAACAUAAAAUCACGAUACCAAAACGACAUGACUUGCAAUAGAAGAAAGUUACGCCGUGGUAUAAUGUGCUUUAAAGUAAUAGUUUAUUAAUGUAACAUACCGACGGAUGUGAUAUUGCAUUUUAAUAACCUAAUAGUUUGUCUGUUUUCAUGUUUUCCUUGUAAAAUAAUUACAGAAUUGAGAAAACAAAUAGACUGUUGGUAUUGCAUUGUUACUUCCUAUAUUAGAUAAUAUACUAAGUAAUAACAAUAGACACAGCUGGUUUGAGUGAUCAGACUUUAAUAGGGUAGCUUCAAUUUUAUUAAGACAGCUUUAUAAUUAUUAAAAGUUUUUGUAUCAAAUUAUGUAACAAAUUAUAAUUAUUUGCUUGUUUGUAAAAUAUAAAGGAUUUUAUUGUGUACUAAUCUAUGAUAAACUGUUUCUUACUGUAGUGUGUUUAUAAAACAUUAUAAAUACAAAUAUUUAUCUUGAGGUUUUCUGUAAGCAAUUCUGUAAAGAAUUGCAGAGUUCAUUUAAAAAAAAAUAAUAAUUAUGUAACUUAUCUGUGUAAUAUUUCAUAUAUAUUACUAAAUUACAUCAAGGAAACAUUGUGUAAAAUCUGUUUAUGGAUAAUGUAGAUCACAUUAUUGUUUUCAGUUCAGUGAUUUAAGUAAAAGAAUACCCAAAAUAUUGUCGUUACAUCCAAUCUCAGAAAAGGAAAUAAAAAAUAUUUGCAGCAGGAAUAUAAAGGCAAACCCUUUGUAAAUAUUGGUUAGAUUAGUGAAUAGAUAUGUCAUAUGGUUGAAAAUGAAAGUGACUGUUGGAAAAGUGAAGUUUUUCUGCAGAUGCAUCACUUUUUGAAAGCUGUCAAAAUGUUGUGUCAAUCAUUUGUAAAUGUCCAAAACUUCAUUAUGUAUAAAUGUUCAUCUUCAUCUUUUGUGAAAUACAGUUCCCUGUACGUACUCGUUUGUAUACCUCGUACAGUAGUCCGGCAGCUAAGCCGGCGAGGAACAAAAAUGGGAUAAUUUUCGGAAAAAAUAAAAAAAAUGGACUACCGAAUAAUAAAGUGCUGUUUAAGAUCUCUCGA
Messenger RNA from Centruroides sculpturatus (bark scorpion), 9761 nucleotides. RefSeq lists its product as uncharacterized. NCBI's taxonomy places the organism in Eukaryota, Metazoa, Arthropoda, Arachnida, Scorpiones, Buthidae. Gene Ontology annotation, biological process: regulation of transcription by RNA polymerase II. The record is from RefSeq and is a predicted model, not a curated record. Gene Ontology annotation, cellular component: nucleus. Bases 271 to 3975 code for a protein of 1234 amino acids. Gene Ontology annotation, molecular function: transcription cis-regulatory region binding. The transcript is spliced from 11 exons.